Messenger RNA from Symbiodinium necroappetens, 615 nucleotides. The record is from the annotation of a GenBank genome assembly. Lineage: Eukaryota; Dinophyceae; Suessiales; Symbiodiniaceae.
AUGUUGCCGGUGUGCCAGGAGUUUGAUCUGGGCAUCAGCAUUCAGGAGCCUCGCUCCGGAAAUGAUGCCGACUCCUUCGUGUCGGCGGUGUCGCGAGAGUCACGCGGUUGCCGACAAGCAGCCUGGGAGGGCUUGCUCGCCUGCAUCCAGGCGAGAAGAUGCUUGCAGAACUGCUAUGUCUUGAAGUACCACUGGCCUUCGGAAAGCUGGCGGCGUAGUCGCUUGCAAACCUGGGUGCCAGAGCUGGAGGGUAUUGUCGGUGCCUUGGAGUCGGCAUUGGGCCUGACGAUGCUGGAAUCACAGGCCGUUCGGGCAGGCUUCCCUGCCGGCCCUGCCGAUGCCGCAUCUACAAAUGUUCCAAAGUUGCCUCAACAACCUACGGACGUGGUGCGCCUGCUCGAUUUGAGGCAUUUGCUUCCACAAGCGAUUGCAAUUUCCGAGGCCAUGGGUGCACUACGCCAACUGGGGACAGCCGUGUCUCUGCAGACGGCUCGGAUCUUAUCUGCUGGGCGAACUGGAUUUCCAGAAGUCGGAUACUUCGAAGACGUGUGGAAUAACUUCAACCCGGAGCGAACCCCGAGCCGAUCCCGAUCAGAGAGAUGUUGUGUAAUGUAA